This is a messenger RNA of Uloborus diversus, 1636 nucleotides long. RefSeq names its product enolase-like (gene Eno). NCBI's taxonomy places the organism in Eukaryota, Metazoa, Arthropoda, Arachnida, Araneae, Uloboridae. Bases 140 to 1441 code for a protein of 433 amino acids. Gene Ontology annotation, cellular component: phosphopyruvate hydratase complex. The transcript is spliced from 9 exons. Gene Ontology annotation, biological process: glycolytic process. The record is from RefSeq and is a predicted model, not a curated record. Gene Ontology annotation, molecular function: phosphopyruvate hydratase activity; magnesium ion binding.
CGACCUCCUUUAUAUUUUGCCGUCUGCCCUUCAACUCUCGCAGUCACUCUCGGGUCUUGGUUUCGGUCUGAAGUUGAGUUUGUGCCCUCGCUCCGUAUUCCUUAAAAUUUUCUUCCGAAGUUUUUCCUCUGAGAUAAAUAUGCCUAUUGAAAAAGUUUUUGCCAGACAAAUAUUUGACAGUCGUGGAAAUCCCACUGUUGAAGUUGAUGUUACCACAGAGAAAGGACUUUUUAGAGCUGGUGUCCCAAGUGGUGCAUCUACCGGCAUUUAUGAAGCACUUGAAAUGAGAGAUGGAGAUAAAAGUGCAUAUCAUGGAAAAAGUGUUUUAAAAGCUGUAGCCAAUGUGAACAAUAUUAUUGGACCUGAACUUAUCAAAAAGAAUAUCUGUCCGACAAAGCAGACUGAAAUUGAUGAACUUAUGCUUGCUCUUGAUGGAACUGAAAAUAAGUCUAAACUAGGAGCAAAUGCUAUUUUAGGAGUUUCUAUUGCUGUGGCUAAAGCUGGUGCUGCUCAAAAGGGUAUUCCAUUGUACAGACACUUGGCAGAUCUAGCAGGCGUAAAAGAAAUAAUAUUGCCUGUUCCUGCCUUUAAUGUGAUCAAUGGUGGAAGUCAUGCUGGUAAUAAAUUGGCUAUGCAGGAGUUUAUGAUUUUACCUACUGGUGCUAAAAACUUCACUGAAGCAAUGAAAAUGGGAACUGAAGUCUACCAUCAUUUGAAGAAUGUCAUUAAAAAGAAGUUUGGUUUGGCUGCUACUGGUGUUGGAGAUGAGGGUGGUUUCGCUCCUGACAUUCAGGAAAACAAGGAAGGUCUGGAACUUAUCAAGGAAGCUAUUGAAAUUGCAGGAUAUACGGGGAAAAUUGAAAUAGGCAUGGAUGUUGCAGCAUCAGAGUUUCAUAAGAAUGGAAAGUAUGACUUGGAUUUCAAGAACCCAAAGUCAGAUCCUUCAAAAUUCAUUACACCUGAUGAAUUAGGUCAACUCUAUUUAGACUGGAUCAAACAGUAUCCUAUUGUAUCAAUUGAAGAUCCUUUUGAUCAAGAUGACUGGGCUGCAUGGUCAAAAUACUGUGGUCAAGUUACUAACCAAGUUGUUGGUGAUGAUCUUACUGUGACUAAUCCCAAACGAAUACAGACAGCUGUUGAAAAAAAGGCUUGCAAUUGUCUACUAUUGAAAGUGAAUCAAAUUGGUAGUGUUACUGAAUCCAUUAAAGCGCACAACCUAGCAAAGUCCAAUGGUUGGGGAACCAUGGUAUCCCACAGAAGUGGCGAGACUGAAGAUGCAUUCAUUGGUGACUUAGUUGUUGGAUUGAGUACUGGUCAGAUCAAAACGGGUGCUCCAUGCAGAUCUGAGCGUCUUGCCAAGUACAACCAGAUCCUUCGCAUUGAGGAAGAGUUGGGAGAUAAAGCAAAAUAUGCUGGAAAGAAUUUUCGUCAUCCUAUCUAAGUGAUGUUCAUUUCUUGUUCAAAUACUCUACUGCCUCUUUUUUUUUUCAAUUUCGGUGAUAUGUUGUAAAAAUUUUUUUCAAAGAUAUCGAGUGUUAUAAGAUGUGCUACUAGCUUUAAAAGUAUGUUUUGUUGUGCAUGUGCAGAUGUUGUUGGAAAAUAUCUAUGAGAUGAUAAAUAAAGAUUGUUACCUACA